Danio aesculapii is the source of this 1082-nucleotide messenger RNA. RefSeq names its product required for drug-induced death protein 1. NCBI's taxonomy places the organism in Eukaryota, Metazoa, Chordata, Actinopteri, Cypriniformes, Danionidae. The record is from RefSeq and is a predicted model, not a curated record. The transcript is spliced from 2 exons. The coding region runs from base 79 to 477 and encodes 132 amino acids.
GAUGUGCGUAUGAAGUCCUGAGCUCCUGAUCAUCAGUCAGAGCAAAGCAAAGUAAAGCACAAACUCCUGGAGGAGAUCAUGAAGCCCAAGUCUCUCUGCGUCCCGCGGUUUGGCAUGUUUGAGGAGGGCAGAUACCGGCGGCAGGUCGACGCAGCGACACCGGAGCAGAGUGUCGAUCAUACGGUCGAGAAGAAGAAGAAGAAGAGGCCCAGAGAGCCGCAGUUCACAGCCCUGACCGAGAGACCACCGUACGAGCUCUUGCUGGAGGACGACAGCCAGCACACAGUGAAGGAGGAAAAGAAAGCGAAGAAGAAGGAAAAGUACAAGAAAUACAAAAAGAACGUAGGAAAGGCUCUUCGAUACAGUUGGAAAUGUCUGAUGCUGGGUCUGCAGAACUUCACCGUUGGAUAUUCCACCCCUUUCUCCACCGCUUCCUCCAUUAUUCCUGAUUUCCACCCUGGAGGAGCCUGGGGUUGAGUCCAGCAUUUGAUCCUCCUUAAAGUCAUCCAAAAAAUCUUCAUAUAUGGACCAGUCGAUGCUACACAUCCAGAUGCUGCUUUACAAACGGACCAAACGUCUGCCUGAGCAACCCCAGCUCUCAUGCUGUAAACUGUUGUAAAUAUCCACAACUGAAAAUCUACAGCUAUACGAAAGAUGUAUGUCUUUUUAUACCCAGUUCUAUAUGUGUAUAUUUGCUCAGAAUUUAUAUGAAUUUCUGUAUCGAUAAUGAAUUAUUCUUGUAUACUGAACUAAUAUGCAACUGUCCCUUUAAUUAAUUCUGCAAUUAUUUUAUGCAUAGGCUGAAGGCUGUGAAUGAGCGAUUCACAUUAAAAGAGAGGAUUUGCUUGAUAAAGAGAUUAAUUUGAAUGUUUUUAGGAUGGGAAAUAUAAGUAUGUUUCUUAAAAAUUGUAGGACACUUUGGAUGUAUUAAUGGGAACGAUAACAGGAAAAGAUGAUCAGAGAAAUGACAGUGCCAUGACUUGUUUGAGGGAGUCAGUGAAGCUGAGUAACUUGCUUAUAACACCUGCUUAAAGUUAUUUCUAAGACAAGAAAUGUGAUUAAAAUUAAUAAAUGAAAAUUCA